AUGCAUACACAACCAGAUAUCUCAUAUGCAGUUGGAAUUCUAUCCAGGGGAACCCAGGAUUAUGGCAUAUGGUACUCCAGGAGUUCUGAGUGCAAGAUGGUGGGGUUCUCGGAUAGUGGAUGGGCCAGGUGUACGAAGGACAGGAAUAGCACAAUAGGGAUGAUCUUCAAUGUUAAUAUCGGGGUAGUCUCAUGGGGAUCUAAGAAACAAGACAGCACUACACUUUCCACUACUGAAGGCGAGUACGUGGCUGCGUUAAUAGCUUCCUGUCAAGCCGUAUAG
Molecule: messenger RNA, 282 nt
Organism: Dioscorea cayenensis subsp. rotundata (Guinea yam)
Lineage: Eukaryota; Viridiplantae; Streptophyta; Magnoliopsida; Dioscoreales; Dioscoreaceae
Product: secreted RxLR effector protein 161-like
Exons: 2
Coding region: 1-282 (93 amino acids)
Source: RefSeq, a predicted model, not a curated record